GCUAUUUCCGUCCUUCAUUUUUCCGUACGUCAACAAAAUAAGGCAAACCCAGUGCCGGACAGUUUAACAAACAUAUAUGUUUUUAAUCGACAGGUGCUUGUUUGACGUUUUUAAUUCGUGGACACGAUGUCUUCCCCUUCACAUUUUAGUGUACAAAUGUCGGCAAUAAUGGAUGUUCUGUCAAAGGCAGCAGUAGCCGAAAUUACCAAGCUGGUCGAGGACGAGUCCGUCGUACUACGACUUGAAAUUAGUCAGAGAGACGGUGAAAUACUAGAACUCAAAAGAAGUUUGAGACAGAUGGAAGUGGAUCUUUUUGAAGCGCAAGAAUCCAUCGCUAAAGCAGAAGCCUCGAGAUGUCCAGAAGAGAUCAAUGCGUUUGGAGCGUACGGGCUUCAAGGUAGAGAUAAAGUUGAACAUGAUUUUAGUAUACCCCUCGGCGCCGAGCAGAACCACAUCCAUGAGCAGAUGGACCCGAGAGUGAAGAUCAAGUCUGAGCCGCUGGACGAAAGGGAUCAGCCUCCACUAAUGAAUCCAGUCAAUACAGAGCUAGCAGAGAUCGAUAAGUUGGCCUUUGACCCUGAAGAGGACAUGGUCUCUCCCUGGCCAUCCAGUACUGUCUUUGAGGACGUGGCUGUCGAACAAACCCAUCCAACAGAUCCCGCUCAACAUGGAACAACGACCCACUGGAAUUCGGCCGGAGCACCCAAGCUUUGCGGCGCGUCACUGAUGAAGGAAGCGCCCCAGGUACCACCAAUGUGCACAGGAAGUACAAUUUUGCCGACUAACACCUCAACAGAAUUCCCCUAUUUGUCCGGUGAGGGCGAGGGCGAGGGCGAAGCCAUGCAAUGCCGGCGUCUCAUACAGGCGGGACUACUACCAACAGACCUGCAAAGGUGGAAUUCCGUCGGCAACUUUUUCGGGGACAACACCCCCAGUAGAAAACCCUCCAUGGCGGGGAGGAUGGCGAGAGGUUGGCGAGCCAAUCAAAAGCUUCCACAGUCCAGCCACAGUCACUUCCUCCACAGGACUCAAAAGCCCUACAAGUGUCAGGAGUGCGGCAAGUCGUUCACGCAGAGGACCCGGUUGAACUCGCAUCAGAGCGUCCACACGGGGGAGAGGCCCUUCAGCUGUCAGAUCUGUGGCAAGCUGUUCUCCCGUCAGGACAACUGCGUCCGCCACGAGCGCUUCCACAGCGGGAUCAAGCCCUACAGGUGUGAAACGUGCGGGAAAUGCUUCACGGCCCUGAGUAACGUCAAAAUACACCAGGAGAUCCACAGACGAGGGCAAUAACAUGCCGGGAUCGAACCCGGGUCGCUGCGAUCAGGACUGAGGCUUUAUGGUAUGCGCGCCCCCCCCCCCCCCCCCCCCCGGUGAGCCACCUGGGGGGCGCCCCACUGUGUGGAACUCGACCCUUCCCGAUAGCUGGCCCCACCGAGAAGCGUCCGACUAUUACCUCGAUAAACUCGGGGAACCAGUCACUUAAGGGCUGAUUAUGGUCCCUCGUUCACGCGACGCAAAGGACCACGCAGACGCUUCGUGAACCUGUUUAUGGUUCUGUGUCGGGUUUUAGUGAGCGGACCAAUCACAGGCCUCGCUGCUGCGUCCCCUCAAAGGAAGGUUACGAUUUUUUGGGGGCGCACAUCCGGCCCUUGCGGUGGACACAAGGAGGGUCCGCAAGGACGUAAGGGGUCCGUCACCCCCUUGCGUUGCGUGAACGUGGAACCAUAAAGAGCCCUUUAUGGGUCUGUAUUUGUGUUGAGUGAUCGUGGAACCAUAAUCAGCCCUUUACUCUGCGUUUGUGCUAUUUGUUUAUUUAUUUAUUUGUUCUUACUGUAAUUUGCUCCUGUGUUUUAAAAGUCAUUCACAUGACCAAUAUUUGUAACAUUUAAUUAGUUUAAGGGUUAGGUAUUACACAUAAUGAACAAUGCAACAAGCAUGUCCUUAAAGGUUGCGUCAGCGAUUCUAGGCCAAAACAUAAAUGAUCACAUUCAUCUGAUCUUUCCUCACGAUCCACUAGCUUCCCGCCCAAUAAGCAGGCAGUAAAA
Molecule: messenger RNA, 2045 nt
Organism: Gadus chalcogrammus (walleye pollock)
Lineage: Eukaryota; Metazoa; Chordata; Actinopteri; Gadiformes; Gadidae
Product: zinc finger protein 629-like
Exons: 2
Coding region: 127-1290 (387 amino acids)
Biological process (GO): regulation of transcription by RNA polymerase II
Cellular component (GO): nucleus
Molecular function (GO): DNA-binding transcription activator activity, RNA polymerase II-specific; RNA polymerase II cis-regulatory region sequence-specific DNA binding
Source: RefSeq, a predicted model, not a curated record